Mangifera indica (mango) is the source of this 2392-nucleotide messenger RNA. Its product is annotated as zinc finger protein BALDIBIS-like. NCBI's taxonomy places the organism in Eukaryota, Viridiplantae, Streptophyta, Magnoliopsida, Sapindales, Anacardiaceae. Gene Ontology annotation, molecular function: DNA-binding transcription factor activity. Bases 359 to 1912 code for a protein of 517 amino acids. The record is from RefSeq and is a predicted model, not a curated record. The transcript is spliced from 3 exons. Gene Ontology annotation, cellular component: nucleus.
CGAUGGCUGACUGACUUUGAGAGAAGUCGUGUAAGAUAAGAAGUGAGCGACUAAGAAAGAGAGAGAAUAUUCUCCCUAGGUAGCUUUCUUUUUGGUGUUUUCUUCUGAGUUUCGGUACUUUUUCUUGCAAGGGGACUCUAAUUUCUUGACUAAGAUCCAAGUUUUUCAGUUAAUUUUUUUUUUAAUUUAAAGGGGUGGAGAAAUUUGAAAAAUUUUCUGAGAAAAUUCUCAAGGUUAUAUUUUGCCAAGGAGCCUUUGUUUUUUAUAUUUUUUGGUAGGUUCUGGUUCGAGCUUCUCACUUAGUUUCUUCUAGUUUAGAUAGUCUGGGACAAACCCAGCAGUUACUUUGUGUUUAAAAAUGAUUUCUCAAGAUGGUCUUUCGGUUCCUUCUACAAUUAAAGCCUUUGUUCAAGAACCCAACUCAAACCCUAACCCUAAUCCUAAUACAAGUCAGUUGAAGAGGAAGAGAAAUUUACCGGGAAAUCCAGAUCCAGAUGCAGAAGUUGUAGCUUUAUCUCCAAAGUCUCUCAUGGCCACCAACCGAUUCAUCUGUGAAAUUUGCAACAAGGGUUUCCAAAGAGACCAGAACUUGCAGCUUCAUCGAAGAGGCCACAAUCUUCCAUGGAAGCUAAAGCAAAGAACAAAUAAAGAAGUUAAAAAGAAGGUGUAUCUUUGCCCAGAAAAGACCUGCGUACACCAUGACCCAUCAAGAGCCCUAGGUGACCUUACAGGAAUAAAGAAACACUAUAGCAGAAAACAUGGAGAAAAGAAGUGGAAGUGCGAGAAAUGUUCAAAGAAGUAUGCAGUUCAGUCAGAUUGGAAAGCUCAUAGUAAGAUCUGUGGCACGAGAGAGUACAGAUGUGACUGUGGCACACUCUUUUCCAGGAAGGACAGCUUUAUCACCCACAGAGCUUUUUGUGAUGCUUUAGCUGAAGAAAGUGCGAGGUUCACUCCCAUUUCGUCUACCAAUCCAAAUUUUAGAAUCGACUUCGGAACAAGCAAUAAUCCUCAACUUCCUCAAUUUUCAUCUGUUUUUAGGCCGCAGUCUGCAGGACCGCAGCUCGUUGGCAAUCUCGGUGUAGAUGGCCAAAAGCCGAGGCGACCGCUAUGGCUAGACCAAGCCAAUUCUCAACUCAAGCCAACUGGGAAUAUCGCUAGUAAUUCUAAUUCUAUUUUGACACCAAACUCUUCAAGCUUGCCCGAGUUGGCACAAAUGACACCGUUGAGUAUGUACCCCUUGUCCCAAAUGCAGUGGUUCAACAAGUACCCUGAAGCAUCAUUUGCAGGAGCCAAUCUCUCUAUAUCAUCAGCAUUGCCUCGGGGACCCAAAGAGGAAGAGGAAUUCAAGGGUUCAUAUAACUUGUCUGAGUACAUUUCGCCUUUGUAUCCGAAUAACCAGAGUCACCAACAAGCCCCAGCUCACAUGUCAGCCACUGCGCUCUUGCAAAAAGCGGCACAAAUGGGAUCUACGAGAAGCAACCCGGCGAUGAGCAGUAGCACUGGGUUUGGGUUAAUGAGUUCUUUGUCUUCUUAUGACCAGGACAAGAAUAAUGAAGUCAACAAGUUUUUAAAGCAACCGAAUCAAUCUGUUCAGAACUUGAACGAGUUAAUGAAUUCUUUAUCUUCUUCCGCCAUUGGAGUCGCUGGGGCGUCCUCGGGAGAUCUAAAUUCAAGCACUUUAAUGAUUAACACCAAGAACAAUAUAGAUCAUCUGUUAAUGCCAACAAAUGGAAGGCAAAGUCAAACAAUUCCAACUGAAACUCUGAAUGGAGGUAAUUCAAAUGAAGCUGAAAGAAGUUUAACAAGAGAUUUUCUGGGUGUAGGAGGCCAUCAUGACCAGAUCAGCAGGCCAUUCUCUCAGCUAGAGCUCGCAAAGUUCAUGGAUUUGAGCCAGUACAGUGCACAUCAGUGAAGUGAUCAAAGAAUCCCCAACCUAACAAGGUUAAGUUAGUAGUAGCACAUACACUAAAAGACAGUCUUAAGAGAAGUAGAGAGAACUGAAUUAGCUAGGACAAUGAUGAAAGCCUUUUCGAGAAGGUGCAGUUGCAGUCAGUGAAAGCAAGCGAGUCAACUCAGGGAAAACAGAGAGAGAAAGGUCUUGUGAGCUGUGAGGAAGGGCUAAAGGGGGCCAGUGCACGGUGAAAGAGAGUUAGCAGAAGGAGACAUGGCAAUCAGAAGGGAGUGGGUCCUAGCCUAGCCAUGCAUGUAGCUGCAAUUUUUUUAUUUUACUUUUAAAUUUAUUUAACGUUUUUAUGAAUCUAUGGUGGUGACCAGUUGUUGUCUUGUCUCUCUUGCUUUUUCACACGCUGUGACUGGCGGCUGUGGAUGAGUGGGACCGGCAGUGACCAUUUCAAGUUUCAAAUAAAAAAGGGCAUCAUGUACCCUUCAACUA